UGUGUGGAAAAUGUAUGAAACACCAUACAAGUCUCUUUCAGAAGCAUGCAACCUUGGGCAAGGAAUCCAUCAGCAAAUGGCCUGUUUCCAAUGCAACAUCGGAUGUUAUAGAUCGAUGUCGGAUACACAUAAAUAGGACAUUGGAAACAUUUUGUGAGGACCACAAUGAACUUUUAUGUACUGUGUGUCAUAUAUACAAUCAUCAGACAUGCAGCCGCGUUAAACUUAUUGCAGACAAAGUGAAAGAGAUGCACUUAGAAGGAGAGUUAGAUCAAUUGACAACAACUAUCAAAACCUUGCGUAUACAGUUGAUGCAGAAGAAAGAUUAUUUUGAGGACAGUUUAAAGUCUUUUGACACUCUUUACAAGACAACUAUGGAAGAAAUCGAUAAUUUACGCAAGGCAAUCAAUGAUUCUUUGGAUAAGCUGCAGAAGAAAACUAUCAAGAAAUUAGACGCAUCACUGAUAAGAUUGAGGACAUCCAUACAAACUGAUAUUGAACAUUGCAAUAACUUAAUCAAACAGUUGAUUGAAAAACACGAUUGGCUAAACAGAAAAGAUAACAAUGAAGCUCUUCAGUUUAUUAAAUACAGAAAAUGCCUUAAAGAGUUAAACCAGACGAAAGAGGAAUUACAACAAAUGACAACAAAGGAUGUGACCACACUGGCAUUCAGUCCCGAUAAAACCAUUCAAAUUUUUGUGGACAUUCUUUUUGGAUUGGGUUACAUACCUAGCCAGGUAAACUCAGCACCCGGACAGAAAAGACAUGAUGUAUAUAAAACUACAAUGAUAUACAACAAAAAUGACCCUGAAUCAUCGGGCACAUCCAAACCAGGCCGGGUGGGCGAGGAAGUAUCUGGAAUACAUAGCAAGUCUGGAACAAACCCAGUAAUGAAAGUGAAGGAAACUAAACAGAACGCCACACAAAGCAAUAUAGCUUCAGCAACUUGCAAAACAAUAUCAAGUGAACUACAUACAACCAGCAGUAUGAACAUAUCAUCGCCGAAGUGUGAUCCAAACCAACUCAUAACGGUGAACAGUAGUAAGAUGACUACAGUGAGAAUGAAGAAAGAUUCAGAGACGUGCUAUAUAUCCGGUAUAUGUGAGACAGCUACUGGAGAACUCCUCGUAACAGACUGGAACAACAGCAGGAUUAAGCUUCUGGACAAGUCCUUCAAGGUCACUGACCACUGUGACCUUCCUGGAAAACCAUGGUCCACGUGCAUCAUUGACUCCAGUCUAUUGGCUGUUGCUCUGAAUAGCUGGGAAGUCCACUUCAUCAGACUCAAAAAACCUUUGUUAGGACUGAGCAGUCUGAAGUUGCAACAUGACGAGACAUUUAAGCUCUCACAUUCCAUAAUGGGUAUUUACCACCACCAGGGCAACCUUUAUGUUACGUCUGGCACAGUUCUGUACCACUACAAGAUUGAUGGGAGACGACUGAUGACGUGUGACGUGAGAAAGAUGUAUGAAGAUACAAAAGGUGGAAUGACCGUCACCUCCUGUGCAGUGAGUGCUGACGGAGAAAGGAUAUAUGUGGUUAAUUGGAAACAACGCCAGUUGGUAACGCUAACAAGGGAUGGCAACGUGGUAUCCACACGGAAAAACCGUGCUCUACGCUGGGGCAACCUGGUGGUGCUUCCGGGCCUCCAUGUGAUGGACUCAGGACAAGUUUUGAUAUGUGGCAUGGAAUCCCACACUAUUCUUCAGGUUGACAGGGAUGGACAACAGAGAAUGGCAGCGGUUGUAACAGAGGAGGAUGGUGUUCACUGGCCGAUAUCUGUGUACUACAGAAAGAAUAAAGAAUCGCUUAUUGUGGGAAUGAAGGACAAUGACAACAUUAUGUUGUUUGACAAAGAGCCACUGAUUGAAGAGCUUAGCUGGAGCUUUAACAAACAAAAAACAUUAAAAAAAAUAUUGACUAUUAUAUUUAUGUUAUUUGUCACAAUAGCAACAUUUUAAUACAUAUAUGUUUAUCAUUUAACCGAAUUGCUGUACACAAUAUGUUUUCCAUUAAUAUAGUUUUGAAUAUCACAUAGCUAUGCACUUAUAUGACGUACAACAUUUGUUUUAACAUCAAGUACUUUUAUAUUUAUAUUAGUACUCGAAUAAAGUGUUUAUGACUUAAAAAUAUGUUAUAUAACGGGAUAAUUUGAGAUUAAACCGUAUGCGUUUCGUGUAUUGUAUGCACUUAUUUCUUUCAAAGCUUGUAUUAAAGCAAGCAAACACGAGUACAUAAAGUAAGAAGUCUUGAUUGUUUAGUAACAGUUUAAUA
Molecule: messenger RNA, 2274 nt
Organism: Dreissena polymorpha
Lineage: Eukaryota; Metazoa; Mollusca; Bivalvia; Myida; Dreissenidae
Exons: 3
Coding region: 15-1961 (648 amino acids)
Biological process (GO): positive regulation of DNA-templated transcription
Cellular component (GO): nucleoplasm; chromatin
Molecular function (GO): ubiquitin-protein transferase activity; protein binding
Source: RefSeq, a predicted model, not a curated record